This is a messenger RNA of Humulus lupulus (European hop), 1079 nucleotides long. Its product is annotated as mitochondrial inner membrane protease ATP23. The transcript is spliced from 5 exons. The record is from RefSeq and is a predicted model, not a curated record. NCBI's taxonomy places the organism in Eukaryota, Viridiplantae, Streptophyta, Magnoliopsida, Rosales, Cannabaceae. Bases 144 to 749 code for a protein of 201 amino acids. Gene Ontology annotation, biological process: mitochondrial proton-transporting ATP synthase complex assembly; mitochondrial protein processing. Gene Ontology annotation, cellular component: extrinsic component of mitochondrial inner membrane. Gene Ontology annotation, molecular function: metalloendopeptidase activity.
UUCCGUUCCAAGAAACCCUUCUUCUUUUUUUUUUAUAAAGGAAAACUACAUAUGAGAGGAGAGCGGUGUGCACUUUGACAGCGCCAACCCAAGUUAACCAACCAAACGACUCGGCGGAGAGACAAAACCAUUUGGCCAAACGCAUGGCAGAAAAACCCGCCCCGAAUCCCGGAACCACCUCCUCUACCUCCACCUCCACCUCCACCUCCACCUCCAAUGGCGGAAAAACCAUAGACGAAUGCCAAGAUAUGAUUCGCAGAAGUCUACGGACUCCGAUGGUGAAGUUUCUAUUGGAGCAUUUAGAGAAAUCUGGAUGCGCCAUUGGAGAAAGGUUCAUCAAGGCCGUUCAUUGUAACAAACAGAUUGCUGGUGGCUACGUUCGCGGCGAAGGGAUUCAGGUUUGUAGUAAUCAUAUGAACAUACAAGACGAGGUUAACCAAGUUGUGAUACAUGAACUAAUUCACGCUUACGAUGAUUGUCGUGGGGCAAAUUUGGACUGGGCUAAUUGUGCUCAUCAUGCUUGUAGUGAGAUACGUGCUGGCCAUCUCAGUGGCGAUUGUCACUACAAACGGGAACUUCUGAGGGGUUCUGUAAAGAUACGAGGUCAUGAACAAGAGUGUGUAAGACGAAGGGUUAUGAAGUCAGUAAUUGCAAAUCCUUACUGCUCAGAAGCAGCUGCAAGGGAUGCCAUGGAAGCAGUCUGGGAUAUUUGUUACAAUGAUACCAAACCCUUUGACAGAGCUCCUUGAGCAUAAAGGCACCAAAUCAAUUGAAGAUAGACGUUUUCUGCUAUAUGGUACUGCAUUUUUGAUGAGAGAUUCUUUUCCUUGAUAACUUGUAUAAGUUAGAACGUUCAAAACUUUUGCUCCAUAUCUUCAGAACCCUUCCAUCAAGAAAUUUUGCCAUUCUUUUCAACCAUAAUACCAAUUGUAUGCUUGCGAGUAAUAUUAUUUUUUUAAGGUUAUCAUUAGAGAAUAAUAAUUCUCUAAUUGUUGAUAUUGCCAUAAUAAGGAUUAUUUCUCUUGUUGGUUAUGUGCUACCAGCUCCUUUCAGUUGAAUGAAUCUCCGGUUUAUACUCC